Messenger RNA from Penicillium coprophilum, 2232 nucleotides. Its product is annotated as Peptidase S10 serine carboxypeptidase. Gene Ontology annotation, molecular function: serine-type carboxypeptidase activity. Lineage: Eukaryota; Fungi; Ascomycota; Eurotiomycetes; Eurotiales; Aspergillaceae. The record is from RefSeq and is a predicted model, not a curated record. The transcript has 8 exons. Bases 1 to 2232 code for a protein of 743 amino acids. Gene Ontology annotation, cellular component: fungal-type vacuole. Gene Ontology annotation, biological process: proteolysis.
AUGGUGCGAUAUACCAAGCUUUUGUUGGCAGUAUUGGCGCACUCGGCCACGGCACAAUUUGUGCCGGCGCCGACUGAUUUGAUCACCAAGAAAGGACAUGCCGGCAUCAAUGUGCGAUACAAGGAAGUGCCUGCGGGAAUCUGUGAACAAGAUCCUAAUGUGAAGAGCUACUCCGGCUACGCUGAUGUUGGUGAAGACGAGCAUAUUUUCUGGUGGUUCUUCGAAGCUCGAAAUGGUGACCCUAAAGAUGCACCACUUACAGUCUGGAUUAAUGGAGGGCCAGGAUCGUCUUCGAUGAUCGGGUUAUUCCAGGAAUUAGGGCCCUGCGGAGUUGAUAACGACGGGACUGUAUACAACAACCCGUAUUCUUGGAGCAAUGCCAGCAAUAUGCUCUUUGUCGAUCAGCCUGCCACGGUUGGCCUAUCUUAUACAAUCCCCAUUCCAGGUUAUGAGGACAGCGAUGGCAAUAUUGUCCAGCUGCCCAGCGAGGAGUGUCCCGAUUACGCGCAGCAGUACGGAACAUGCGGCACAUACUCUAAGCCAGACAUCGGCCUAGUCCCCAAUACAACUGCAAGUGCGGCGCCGAAUAUGUGGAAGACGUUACAAGGGUUCAUGGGUGCCUUCCCCAAGUACGCAAGAAACGGCAUCAACUUUGCCACUGAAAGUUACGGGGGACACUAUGGCCCGAUCUUCAACGAGUACUUUGUUAAGCAAAACGCUAAAAAGUCGCACGAAAAGCCCCACGGCUCGAUUAAGAUCGACCUUGAGAACGUUCUUAUUGGCAAUGGCUGGUUCGAUCCAUUGAUUCAAUACCAGGCGUACUACAACUUCUCCGUUUCCCCCGGAAACACAUAUGACUACAACCCAUACAAUGAGUCCGUGCAGGGAGAAUGGUAUAACAAUCUUUACGGAGAAGGAAACUGCGUCGAUCGGACUCGGGAAUGCUACGCGACCGGUCGCAAUGAUAUCUGCGCCGCGGCGGAUAACUUCUGCGCCUCGAAGGUUGAAAACCUAUUUGACAUCUACUCUGGACGAGACGAGUAUGACAUGCGAGAGUUGACGCCCGACCCAUUCCCGUAUGCCUUCUACGUCGAGUACCUCAACAGCCCCGAGGUUCAAGCUGCCAUUGGAGCAUACCAGAAUUUCUCGGAGUCCUCGGGGACUGUGAGUAAUGCAUUCGGAAGCACAGGCGACGACGACCGCGAGUCUGGGACUAUCGAGGCUGUGAGAAAGUUGCUCGAGGCUGGCGUGCAGGUCUCGCUAUACUUCGGAGAUGCUGACUACAACUGCAAUUGGCUCGGUGGACAAGUUGUGGCGGAGGAGAUCAAUGCCCGCGGGUAUGAACAUGCAGGAUUUAUGAACAUCACCACUUCAGAUGGUAUUGUUCACGGACAGGUUCGUCAAAGUGACUUGUUCAGCUUUGUGCGGAUUUACGAGUCCGGUCACGAAGUGCCUUUCUACCAGCCAUUGGUUUCGUUGGAGAUGUUUGAAAGAAUACUUUUGAGAAAGGACAUUGCAACUGGCAAGAAACAUUUGAAGCCACAUGGCGGUUAUCGCACUCAUGGAACACCGACAAGCGACUACCGAGAGGGUAAUAGUACAAUUGUUAUGGAAGUGCUUGAUAGCAGUGCGACUUACAACACGACGCUCAAUGGACCGAAUCCAGCGAAACCAUCAGGCUCGGCUUCGGUCAAACUACGCAGACAGGAAGUCAAGGACAAAUAUGAAAAGCCCACCCUUUCCUUGUCCGAGCACGUUGACGCCGCCGAAAACAGUUUCCAAAUCCACUUCAUCCACUUGAUUGAUUUCCUUUCAGAUUCCCUUUGGAAAGUUCCAUUCCUGGUCGGCGGUGUCGGCGGUCUCCUCAGCCUGGGCGGUGGCCUUGGGGGCGGCCCUGCGUCGCUUGGCGGGCACGUCCUUCUUGGAGGCUGCGGCACGCUUGCCGGAGCGGGUCUUCUUGGCUGGGGCACCAGCCUCGGUGUCCUCCGUGUUGGUGACAUCGGACUUGGAAGUAUCCUCAGCCUCAGCAUUGGAAGCGGCGGCCGUGGUAGAAGAUUCCUCGGCAAUGAGGGCUUGCAAGCGACUCUUGGCACGGUAAUAAUUGGUGUGAACCGAAGAUUUCUUCAUACCAAGAUGAUCAGCCAGCUUCUGCAUGUCGAUCUACGAGAUGUUAAUACAAAUAGACAGUCAGAUAAGUGUGAUGACCGACCUUUCCGUCGUGACACAGGCUAG